Messenger RNA from Carassius gibelio (silver crucian carp), 787 nucleotides. Its product is annotated as dickkopf-related protein 4-like. The record is from RefSeq and is a predicted model, not a curated record. The coding region runs from base 33 to 584 and encodes 183 amino acids. Lineage: Eukaryota; Metazoa; Chordata; Actinopteri; Cypriniformes; Cyprinidae. The transcript has 4 exons.
CUUAUUGAGGUCAGGACAGUUUGGAUACAACCAUGCAGACAGUUUAUAUUAUAUUUUGUCUGUCUGUUGUUUCUGCUGUACAGAGCCUGGAUUCCAACAUGAUCCACUCCUCCAGAGAAAUGACAAGCUCUCAAGAGUCAGAGUUGGAUCUACAGAGUGACACAGUUGCAAAUUCCCACAAUUCUGUUAGAAGAACCUCAGUCGUGCAGGGAAUUAGAGAAGCUACGCCUCCUGCGCAAGACUGUACCACUGCACAGGCAAAUGAAUGCAAAGGCUCAAAGAAAAAACAGCACAAUGCUCCCAAGACAAAGAUUCAGCAGGAUGUGCAAGGAAGUCAAAAAGUGCCCGAGAUGUCACCGUGCGUGCGCUCGCGCGACUGUGAAGAGGGUCUAUGUUGCGCGCUCUACUUGACGGGAAAGAGAUGUCAGCGCGUGCCCGCGCUGGGCGAGGUUUGCUUGCUGCGGGGACGCGCCAAAUUCCGCCGGAGACUGGAGCGCUGCGACUGCGAGAAGAGCCUGCACUGCCGCGCGCAACCCGACAGUCCUCGUGGACAGGGAGUGUGUCAGCACGACCCGAGGAGCUAACCGCAGAGAAACUGGAUCGAAAAAUCACGAGAAACAUGACAAGGCACGUCAUGGCAUGUGUUUAAGGCAUUUCUGAAGUGAGCUAGGAUGACGAGGUUGUUCUAAAUAAAGUUGUUUCUAUAAUUCUUUUGCGUCUAAAGUGUGUAGAAGUCGUAAUAUAUGUAUUGAAACCAUAGCCUGUAUAAAAACAGAUUGAAACGCAA